AUGUCGUUUACAAAAUUUACCAAUUGCCAGUUAUGUGACCAGGGUAUUAUAUACUACGAUGGAGAGCUAUACGUUGAUAAUUCCACCGGUAGAAUUGCUAGUAGGCCGGAAAAAGGUGCAAAAAUUGAAGUUGUUGAUUUGGAAGGUAAUAUACUAGCCCCAGGGUUUAUUGAUAUCCAGAACAACGGAAUAUUCGGGUUGAAUUUCUCUUCUUUGAAUGGAAAUUCGAGUGAAGAGGAUGUUGAAGGGUUCAGAAAUCAUUAUCGUGAUGCUAUGGCUAAAUAUUUAGCUACAGGAGUGACGGCUAUUUGUCCUACGGUAACAUCGAACUUUCCAGAGGUGUAUGAGAAGGUCUUGCCGGUGUAUAAGGUCAGCCGUUCGAAAGUGCAAACAGACUCUCUUGGAGCACACUGUGAGGGACCAUUUAUAAAUGUCCAGAAGAAAGGAUGCCAUCCUCCUGAGACAUUUACAGAUGCCAAGGGGGGCUACAGAGAUAUCACAAAAGUGUAUGGCGAGAACAACCUUUCCGAGUAUGUGGCCAUAGUAACCGCAGCCCCCGAAAUCGAAGGAGUCUUGGAUGUGAUUGCAGUCUUGAAAGAGAAGAAUAUCACUGUAUCCAUUGGCCAUACCACUGCAGGCUACGAGACGGGGUUGCAGGCAAUUGAAAAUGGUGCUACCAUGGUCACUCAUUUAUACAAUGCCAUGCCACAACCACAUCACCGGGAUGUCGGGGUUGUGGGGUUGAUAACAUCGCCAAUUGCUAAGGACGCGCCUUAUUUCGGUUUGAUAACAGAUGGAGUCCAUGUUGACCCUUCCAUGGCCACAAUAGCAUAUAGAUCGAGGCCAGAUAAGUGCAUAGUGGUCACCGAUGCAAUGCAUUUGAUAGGUCUACCAGACGGGACUUACAAGUGGGAUAAUCAAUACAUAACGAAGACAGGCCCUAGAUUAUAUUUGAAGGGAACUAAGACUUUGGCUGGUGCUGCAACCACUUUGCCUCAAUGCAUGCGGAAUUUGAUGGCCUGGGCCAAUAUUUCGCUUCCAGAAGCAAUUAAAACGGUUACUAAUAAUCCAGCCAAGUCAAUCGGUGUAGAGAAAAGGAAGGGCUUCUUAAAUGUAGACUGUGAUGCCGAUUUGGUCGUUUUAGACAAAAAAGGGUUUGUAAAGAAUGUCUAUAAAUUGGGCAAACCAAUUAAAACAUCAGACGAGAACCAGCCUUCCAAGUUAAUGGCUGCAUUAUAA
This is a messenger RNA of Debaryomyces hansenii CBS767, 1239 nucleotides long. It is a transcript of the gene DAC1, whose product is annotated as Dac1p. NCBI's taxonomy places the organism in Eukaryota, Fungi, Ascomycota, Pichiomycetes, Serinales, Debaryomycetaceae. Gene Ontology annotation, molecular function: N-acetylglucosamine-6-phosphate deacetylase activity. The record is from RefSeq and is a predicted model, not a curated record. The coding region runs from base 1 to 1239 and encodes 412 amino acids. The transcript has a single exon. Gene Ontology annotation, biological process: N-acetylglucosamine catabolic process.